Papaver somniferum (opium poppy) is the source of this 1146-nucleotide messenger RNA. Its product is annotated as leucine--tRNA ligase, cytoplasmic-like. Gene Ontology annotation, biological process: leucyl-tRNA aminoacylation. The record is from RefSeq and is a predicted model, not a curated record. The transcript has 2 exons. Lineage: Eukaryota; Viridiplantae; Streptophyta; Magnoliopsida; Ranunculales; Papaveraceae. Bases 1 to 1146 code for a protein of 381 amino acids. Gene Ontology annotation, molecular function: leucine-tRNA ligase activity; aminoacyl-tRNA deacylase activity; ATP binding.
AUGAAAGAGUAUGAACUCUCAGAUGCUGAAAUAUCGAAGUUCCAAGAUCCAUCUCACUGGCUCAUGCAUUUCCCUCCUCUUGCUAAAGAAGACCUUAAGGCAUUUGGCUUGGGUUGCGAUUGGCGGCGGUCCUUCAUCACAACAGAUAUGAAUCCAUACUACGAUUCGUUUGUCAGGUGGCAGAUCAGGAAAUUGAAGGAGAUGGGGAAGAUUGUGAAGGAUUUGAGAUACGCCAUCUACUCUCCAUUAGACGGACAACCAUGCGCAGAUCAUGAUAGAGCAUCAGGUGAAGGUGUGUUGCCGCAGGAGUAUACGCUGAUUAAAAUGGAGGUUGUUUCACCUUUCCCUGCUAAAAUGAGAGCUUUGGAAGGAAAGAAAGUGUUCUUAGCUGCUGCCACAUUGAGACCUGAGACCAUGUAUGGGCAAACAAAUGCUUGGGUUUUGCCUCAAGGUAAUUAUGGAGCGUAUGAAAUCAACGAGACUGAUGUGUUUGUCGUCACCGAGAGGGCUGCACUAAACCUUGCAUAUCAGAAUCUUUCUAGAGUUCCACAGAGGCCGACUUGCUUGCUUGAGCUCAUUGGUACAGAUUUGAUCGGUUUGCCCCUACGCUCCCCUCUAUCUGUUUAUGAGAUCAUAUAUACACUUCCAAUGAUGAACGUCCUAACUGAUAAGGGUACUGGGAUAGUCACCAGUGUCCCAAGUGAUUCUCCUGAUGAUUAUAUGGCUAUGCAUGAUUUGAAAACAAAAAAAGCUCUGAGAGACAAAUUCGGUGUGGAGGAAGAGUGGAUAUUGCCGGUUGUACCUAUUAAUAGCCAGAAUGAGAAAGACAAGCUUGCUGAAGCAAAGAGGUUGACUUAUUUAAAAGGGUUCACCGAAGGAACAAUGCUUUUUGGAGAAUUUGCUGGUGUGAAGUUCCAGGACCCGAGCAAGCUUUUAGGAAAUAACCAGGCGGUUAUUUACAAUGAACCGGAGAAGAAAGUUAUGUCCAGAUCAGGUGAUGAGUGUUUUGUGGCACUUACAGACCAAUGGUACAUUACAUAUGGGGAAGAAGAAUGGAGAAAAAUGGCUGAGGAAUGUUUGUCCGAAAUGAAACUCUACCAUAAAGAGACACAAUGGGUUUCGCAAAACUUUGAGCUGGUUGAAUAA